AUGUCUGACGUUGAAAUUGAUCAAGAAGGUACCCAAGUUCAGGCUGAACAAGAAGUUGUCAACGACUUAACCACUGCCAUCAGAUAUGUCUUAAAGAAUUCAUUUGUUAGAGGUGGAUUACUUCGUGGAUUGAAUGAAGUUGUUUUAGCUUUAGAUUCAAAAAAAGCUCAAGUUUGUUUCUUGGCGGAAUCUUGUGAAGAAGAUUGUUAUAAACAGUUGGUUGAGGCUCUUUGCCGUGAGAGAGGAAUUCCUUUGAUUAUGGUUCCAGAUUCUAAGGAAUUAGGAGAAAUGGCAGGUUUAUGUAAGGUCGAUAGAGAAGGUAAUCCACGCAAGGUUGUUGGAGCUGCAUCAGUAGCUAUUGUAGACUAUGGUGUUGAAUCUGAGGCUUACCAUUAUCUUCAAAAACACAUUGCUGAGAACUGUCGCUCUUAG
Molecule: messenger RNA, 432 nt
Organism: Cryptosporidium ubiquitum
Lineage: Eukaryota; Apicomplexa; Conoidasida; Eucoccidiorida; Cryptosporidiidae
Product: 40s ribosomal protein pelota RNA binding domain-containing protein
Exons: 1
Coding region: 1-432 (143 amino acids)
Biological process (GO): translation
Cellular component (GO): cytosolic small ribosomal subunit; ribosome
Molecular function (GO): structural constituent of ribosome
Source: RefSeq, a predicted model, not a curated record